Talaromyces atroroseus is the source of this 1053-nucleotide messenger RNA. RefSeq names its product Alcohol dehydrogenase 1. The record is from RefSeq and is a predicted model, not a curated record. Lineage: Eukaryota; Fungi; Ascomycota; Eurotiomycetes; Eurotiales; Trichocomaceae. The transcript has 3 exons. The coding region runs from base 1 to 1053 and encodes 350 amino acids. Gene Ontology annotation, molecular function: oxidoreductase activity; zinc ion binding.
AUGUCUAUUCCUGAAUUGCAAUGGGCACAAGUGGCCGAAAAGGUCGGGGGUCCGCUGGUAUACAAACAGAUUCCUGUUCCCAAGCCAGAGCCUGACCAGAUUCUGGUGAAGAUGCGCUAUUCUGGCGUUUGUCACACUGACUUACACGCCUUUAUGGGCCACUGGCCCAUUCCACUCAAGAUGCCCCUUGUCGGUGGGCAUGAAGGCGCUGGAGUGGUUGUGGCUAAAGGCUCCCUGGUGCAUGAAUUUGAUAUUGGCGACCAUGCUGGUAUUAAGUGGCUCAAUGGGUCAUGCUCUGAAUGUGAAUUCUGCAGGCAAUCUGAUGAUCCCUUGUGUGCCCGUGCACAACUCUCUGGGUAUACUGUGGACGGCACUUUCCAGCAAUAUGCGGUUGGCAAGGCUUCUCAUGCCUCAAAGAUUCCUAAGGAUGUUCCUCUUGAUGCUGCUGCACCAGUUCUAUGCGCCGGUAUUACUGUCUAUAAGGGUUUGAAAGAGUCUGGAGUUCGCCCUGGUCAAACAGUGGCCAUUGUCGGAGCAGGUGGCGGCUUGGGCUCCCUUGCUCAGCAAUAUGCGAAGGCAAUGGGAAUAAGAGUAGUAGCUGUAGACGGAGGCGAUGAGAAGAAAGCUAUGUGUGAACAGCUUGGAACUGAGACCUUUGUCGACUUCACAAAAUCCAAGGAUCUGGUGGCCGACGUGAAAGCGGCGACUCCUGAUGGCCUUGGUGCUCAUGCAGUCAUUCUAUUGGCAGUUUCGGAAAAGCCUUUUCAACAGGCCACCGAAUAUGUUCGCUCGCGUGGAACAAUUAUUGCCAUUGGAUUGCCUCCAGACGCAUUCCUCAAGGCCCCAGUUCUAAACACCGUAAUCCGUAUGAUCAGUAUUAAGGGCAGUUAUGUUGGAAACCGACAGGACGGCGUGGAAGCUCUGGACUUUUUUGCUCGAGGCUUGAUCAAAGCUCCGUUCAAGUUAGCCCCCCUGAAAGAUCUUCCUAAGAUUUUCGAACUUAUGGAACAAGGAAAGAUUGCCGGUCGCUACGUUCUUGAGAUCCCAGAGUAA